Molecule: messenger RNA, 14915 nt
Organism: Caenorhabditis auriculariae
Lineage: Eukaryota; Metazoa; Nematoda; Chromadorea; Rhabditida; Rhabditidae
Source: the annotation of a GenBank genome assembly
AUGCUUGCCGCCUCCGCAAUCGUUCGUCGACACUCCUCGAACCGCGGAAAAAGAAAAACCAUGAAGAAAAGCUCGCUGCGAUUCCUCAUGAAAUGGCCGUUUUUCCGUCGUAAAGGUUUUUUAUGAGCACUCGAAGUUCCGAGGAAAAUUAUUGGAAAUUCCACAUGGAGAGUCGAAAUUUUGAGGUCAAUACGGACUUCAGAGCACUGUUUUUAUUAAAGUUCAAUUUUUUUUUCUACUUUAAAAAUUUAAUGAAGUUUUUUAUUAUCUAUCCUUGAUAUCAAAAUUGUGCUUUUCAAAUCCGCAAUUACAGAAAAUAGUCAAAAAAAACUAACUUUUUGAUCAGGUCCUCAAAAAAGGUAGUUAAAAAAGAAAAAUAGUUGAAAUUUUGAGCUUUUUUGGCAGCUUUGGCAAAUUUUUAGUCUAAAAAAUAAUAAUUUCUACUUUUUCCGCUCUAGUGACUGUAAUAAUGGCGUUAAUAUAGCGAAAAAGUUCCAAGUCAUAAAGAGAUGAAAAUCCUUGAAACGUGGAUUUUUGGUGGAUUUGGCGGUCAAACUUGAUAUUCUUAUCCUCCUUUUCUUGUUAUGAGCUUUAGUUAUAGUUUCAAUGGGGAGUAGAUAUCGAAAUGAAGAUGAAAAGAGCAAAAAAAAAACUGGAGAAAAUUCAAGAUUUUUGGCGACUUUUGCGACUUUGAAAAUCGAAUUCCCUCUUUUUUCUUUACAAGAGUAGUAAGCAUAGCUUCCUUCAUUAUGUUUAAUGUUUAAAAGAUGAAAAAAACCUAAGAAAGUCGUUGGAAAUCGAAGAUUUUUGGUGACUUUGGAGUCUUCAGAAAUUCAAGAACUGUAAUUACAGUUCAAUCAAAACUUCACGUCGAAAAUAAAGUUCAAAAGAACAAAAACCAGUAGAAAAUCGUUGAGAUCUCUAGAGAUUUGCCGUUUUUGAAAGCCUUGAGACUCCAUAUCUUGUGAGGAUAUCUUGAUAACUGCCCAGGGGGACUUGGCCAAAGAUUCCGAAAUGAAGAAUCGCUUUUUUUCCUCCAAAAAGUUUUUUCUUCCUUUUGUUGACUCGACUCUUUGCACUUUUGUGGCUUUUUGGGGUUUUUGGGGAUUUAAACUAUAAAAAGGGUUUUUAAAAAAAGCUUUGCUUUCAUUUUUUUACAAAUUACUGAUUUUUUUGGUGACUUCAAAUUUUUCAGCAGGAAAGAAUUUUUAGAUGGUAUAGGAAAAAAAAUAAAAAAAGUAAAAAUUAAAUCAUGAACUUUAUAAAUAUUAUUAAAUAAUGCAGGAAUUUUUUUAUUUAAAAAAAAUAUUUUUUUGUUGCUUUUUUUAAGUUUCCUUUUUUUCAACUAGAAAAAAAUAGAUCCGCAGUUUGAAAAAAACGAACAUUUUUGAAUCAAGUUUUUCCUUGAAAAAAAAUCAGAAAAAGUUUUUUUGGGUUUUUUUGAACCUUGAAUUACUGACUUCUGUGUUUCAAGAAUGAUUUUUAAAACGCGAAAAGUUCUGUAUUUUUUUCGAUGCUAAUUAAUAAUUCUUUUGCCGGGCUUUUUUUGUUCAAUAAUCUAGAUGGGUUUGCAUAGAAAGAAUGAACAAGAAAAAAACUUUUUAUAAGUUGAAAUUUUUUUCUCAUUUUUUUCCAUUAGAAGUUUUAUUUUUUUCCUUUCAGUAGUAUUUUUUUACAGCUCUGUUUAUAGUUUGGAAGCUUACUCUAUGGCGAAUUUUUUUAAAAAUAAUCCCUAAGCCACUCUUCACUCGUUGUCUACAAAUAACAAGCUUCAUCUUCUUCACAAUCUUCUCCUGUUUUUAGCUUGCUUUGUAAAGAGUUUUUUUCUGGAAAAAGUGUUAUAAAUAGAGAAAUAACUUUUUGUCACGUGUUUACUACAUUAUUUGGGGAAAAAAUGAUCUUUGUUCGAGGAUUGAAGAUUUUUUUCAGAGAGAAUAACAUUUAUACUAGGUAAGGAGAAACUGAUUUUAUACAGGAACGUAGGAAUAGUUUCGAAAAAAAAUAUAAGUUCGCAUUUGGAGAAAAAAAUUAUUUUUUUCAACAGGAAAAAAAUCAAAAAUUUAUUAGUCCCUCUAAUAAUUUUUAGGCUCCAUAUCAUUCCCAUUUCUCAGUCUAGAGAUCGAAAAUUUCUCAUUUUUCCAAAAAAAAAAACUGUCACUCUUUUACUUCAUUUCCGUGUUUUUCAUGUCUGGACGGACAGCUGUACUUUUCUUUUUCCUCCUUUUUUUCCGACCCAAAAUCACCUGCUUUUCCCAGCGUAAUUAAUCAUAGCCUUUUUUUCAAAUAAAUUCAAAUUGCUUAAGGAAGUGAAGUCGCAUGGGAGAAAGAAAUUGGGAUUUCGACGAAUUGGAACAUUUUUCUCUUGGAAAUAGACUCAUGUUUUUUUCUUUUGAUUAAUUGGACAAUUAUGAAAUGAAAAAGUAAUAGUGCAAAAAAAAUUAACAGGAGCGGGUUGGAAAAAAAGAUUUGAGCUUGAAAAAUUUUUUGCUCAAUUAUUGGCUCAUUAAUUAAUUAUUUCUGAAUUAAUCUCACUUUUUUUAAGAGUUAGAGUUUCCAUCUAAUGAUUGACUAACGUGACGAGAGUUGAUUUUUUUGUUUUUUUGAACUUCUAAAGUCGAAUUAGAUUUUUUUCUUUCUAUAAAGCAAAUGGCUACUGUAAUAAGCGCACCUGCGCAUUUAACUUUCCAUUUUUUUCGAUAAUUUUUCCAUCCUAAUGAUAGGCUAAUAUUAGCCUGAACUUUCAAAUUCAACUUACAAGUUUUUGAAAUUCAUUUCAGCGUUUUAUGGAGUAUAACUUUUUCCAGAUCUCGAUGAGCUUGAACUUGGGAAUUUUUAAGCUACCGUAACCCACCUGCGAGUCUAACUUUAAAAGUUUUUCAAUUUCAAAAUAACUCAACCAUAUCUCAUAAUAAAACAUUGAUGCAAAAAUUAUUAUAAUUGUAUGGUUUCCGAUUUUCAAGUGAACCGAUUCCUAUUCAGCUUCUCUGAAAAACUCCAGAAGAAUAGAGAAGAAUAGCGUUCCCUGCCGAAUAAUUGUCCGAAUCGGAAAUCGGCCAAUUUGCGGUUUUCCUUUCAUUCAUCCAGAAAUGAAGAGUGGCCCCUUGAAAAGCCGUCUGAGAGGCGCCGCAGAAAAUCUCCCAAUUGUUCGCUUUUUAAAGGCUCGGACUCGAGAUUGCACUGGUUUUGAUGGAUUUUUGAGAGAAUAAAAAAACUUUUUCGAGAGUUUUACUCCUGAAAUGUGAAUGUGGAACUUUUUAUUAUUUUUUUUAAUGGUUUCAAAAAAUUAGUUUUUCACUUUUUUUGGCCCAUACAUUGUUAUUAUUGUGCUGAAAUGUGGCAUUACAAAAACUAAUUUUUAAUUGCUUAAUUGGUUUUUUUGCAACUAACUUAUGGUUUAUAUAAAGAAAAUUUGGGAAAAAAACAAAAAUUCAUAAAAUGGAUCAUCUAGAUUUUUUUCCACUAAAUAAGGCUUUUUCUCGAGUUUCCAAUUUUAUGGAUGAAAUCGAAGUUUUUUUUCUGAGAAAAUCUGAAGCUCAUGAAAUCCAAAACUUUUCAUUUCGUUCAAUUUCUAUUCAAAAACUGCUUUUUCCACUAACUUUAUACCCUCUAAUUUUAAAAAUUUUCAAAAUUGAGACCUGAAUAUUUUGAAUAGUGGAGCAAAGUCGACUACUGAAGCUCUAAACAGCAGACGAGGAUACCAACUUUUUUUCAAAUUUAUCAGCUAAAAUCGGCUUUUUCUUUUUUUUGUCAUAAGACUGGUGAAGCUGAAAUGGAUACGAUAAUCUUUCUUUCCAUUUUUUUUUUUUGGAAAAUUCUAACUUCCUUGUAUCCUUCCCAUGCAAACUAUAAAAUUUCAAAUUCGGAAUUCAAACAAAAAGCGGAAAUGACUAAUCAUCUAUCUCUUCCAACACGUGAAAAUACAAAUCGAGGGUGAUUUUUCCCUCUGAAAAAGGAGAAAUUUUUCCAUGAAUGGAGAAAACUCUUGCGUCUUUGUAUUUAAGAUGAGAACCUGAUCCGGAUGAAUGGAGAAGAAAAAAAAGUAGGAAGUCGGGCAACUGAGUCAUUGGCAAGAUCUAUGUAAGAAAUUCAAAAAAGGCAACUUCUGAGUGUCAUCUUUGAAUGAAUUUGAAUAAUAUUGGAAAAGUGAGUUUUAGACAAGUUUUCGGAAUUUUAAAAGGAGAAGCCUCACUUUAAAACAAAAAAAUAAAAUAAAAUAAGGAGGACUCUAGAGGGGAACCUUCAAGUGUUCCUCUUGCCCCUUUAGGGACCAAUUUGGGGCUCCCAAGUUAUUAAAGUUAUAUUUGUGCUUUAUGCGCCUUCUGCCAACUUUUGAAUAAAACAUGAGUUGAAAAAGUUGCAUUUUUUAUUAAAGAUUUUCAAAAUAGGUAUCUCGUCAGAAACCACUUUUCAAGCCACUCUAUGCGCCUUUAACUCUUGAACUUCCGCUAGCUGACAAAGUUACAUUUUUUGAUGAUAAUCCCAUCAAUCUGCAAAAAAUGAAGCCCUUUUUUGCUAUAAACUUAGGUUCUCAUCACAUUCUCUUUCCCACGAUAAGCUUAAGCUUUUUAUUAAGUUUUUUUGUAGCCUCAUAGCAAACAACUAUGACAAAGCACUGAGGAAAUAGAGAAAUUUUAUUUAAAAGCUCAAAGUUUAAGCUAGAUUUGUGACGCUUUGAAAUGAAUAAUAUUUCCUUUUUUUCCGAGAAUAUAUCCCUGGUGACGCUCCAGUGAUAAGUAGUAAAGCUCGGUUUUUCUGGUGACGAAAUCGAGAAAUUGGUGUUUUCGCGUGAUUUGAUUAGUUUGUUGGUUUGUGACGGCUCUGGGAAUAAUGUAAUUUGUGCUCUGGCGUCGGAAGGGUCACGAGAUCAAUCCCGCUUCAGGAAAAAAUUUCAAAAAAAGAAAUUUUUACUUCGUAGUUCAAUUUAUCGAUUUAUUUCGAUUUGGUGGAUUUUCAGUACUCCAGGAGUCGAAAAAUGAAGCCUUUUGCAACUUUUUUGAUUUUUCUACUAUUUAAUUUGAUUUGUAUGAUCUUUCACAAUAAUUUCUUCUUCUCAAGCUUUCCUAGUUGGAGCAAAAAAUAUUGGACAAGCUAAUUUUGUUUCACCUCCUCAGUUGGAAGCAGAGCAAAAAUAACGGCUUGUCAGAAAUUCCAAAACCUAGCCAGAACAUUAUACGUUUCAAAAUGAUUUUUUAAAAAGUUUAAAACAUUUUGCGAUAUUCUAUUGUUCUUUUCGCAGUUGUAAUUGCCUAAUCAUGGAAAAUUGAAAGGUUCCCGUCGAUUUUUAUCCAUUCUUCAGCUAAAAUUUAGACUGAGCUCUCGAGCUUUUGUGUCUUCCUUGAGAAAUACGGCUUCACGAUGUUAAUCGAGAAUGCUUCGAAUUUUAUUGGGUUCAAAGUCAUCAGAUCAUUUCUAUAUUGAUCUGCUUAAUUGGUGAAGUUUCUUUGAGCUUUAUUAGGUUCAAAAGAUUUUCUCAAAAUCAAUCUUGUCAGUAUUGUAAUCGAUAUUCACCCCUCUCAAACCCUCAUAGUUGAAACUAACAAUAAAUGAUGAAUUGAUGAUUUUUUUUUGUCCUCGUCAAGUGGGAGCAGAGCGAUUUUUUUUUUCAAGCUUUCUUGUGUUUCUCGGGUAUCGCGGUUUCGAUAUUCGAAAUUUUAGCUUAAAUUUGAGAGUACAUAAUUCAAAAGUUAUCUCAUAACAAUUUUGAUAGAUCCAUUCAUUCAAUGAAAUUCUCUUAGCUUCCUGGGAAAAUUUUUUGUGGCCACUAUAGAAGUUCUCUAUUUAGUGGCCACUUCAGUAGUUUUUUAUCCAGUAUGCCUUACAGUAACUCUGAUAAUAAAACAAACAGAUGGGAACAGUUAUGUCGAUUCAUUGACCCCUAAAGUGGCCACUAAAAUUUUUAGUGGUCUAGUAGUAGUACUUAGGCCUCUUAAGUGGCCAUUAGUUUUAAUACUAUAGUGGCCACUAAAAAUUUUCCCAUUCAAAGAAAUAAAAAAAUCAUCUUAUCAAUAUUCUGAUUGACCUGCUCAAUCGAUGAAGCUUCUUUGAGCCUUAAUAGUUUUUAAAAAGUCAUCUCAUCAGCUUGCUAAUUAAUUAAUCUCGCCCAAUAAUUCCUGCCCUCUCAAACUCCCAUAGUUGAAGCUGACGGAAACGACCGUGAGCCGUUUUCAAGGCCAGAAGCCACGCCCACAUUUGAGCGGUCCUUCUCGCCCCAUUGCUGCCCUCGCCUCGCUGCAUUUCUGUUCCAUUCUCUUCAGCUUCAAUUCAUCUCAUUUUUCUCUUUUUCGACGCUCUGACACCUUCUCAACUCCAGUUUCAUUCUUCUAUACAAUUCUGUUGAUAUGAGGUCACCGCGGAAGAUUUUCAAGCAACUUUCCCUGCCACGAGGUCUUUUUUCCAUCUUGAAAUGAAGUUGGGCUCCAUUUUUUAGUGUUAUUGCUUUUUUGAGAGCACAAACUAGGCCAUUAGCUCAGUUAGAGCCGCAGAAUGGUUUUAAAAUGGGCCAAAAAAAAGCAUUUUAGAUUGAGGAUCUUAUUAGAGGCGCAGAGGUCACACAGAAAAAUAGUCUUCGCUUUCGAUCAGGGCUAUAGUCAUUCAAAUUUUUUUUAAUUUUUCAGAAUUUGAAAGAUCGUAGGAUCAAGUUUGAAGUGAUUCUGUGAUGCUCCCGGAAACUGUCGUAUUUCUGAAAGUACUUUCAUCUUUUUUAAAGGCGCAGACAUUAGGAACAAUAAUAAUUCCGAUAAGAAUCAAAAAAUUGAAGCUUGAUUGGGAUGAAAAUGAUCUUGAUGCGAUUCGAAAUUUUUAUCCUAUGUUCCUUUAAGUUUAUGAGAAAGUUUCAAAGAUUGCACCUGCGCCUUUAAAUCGGAAUUUUUCUCUCGUUCGAAGAAAGUUUAGAUUGGAAUUGUCUAGCCGAGAUCGGAAUUUCGAGAAACUUCGAAGAAAACCGUAUAAAUUUUUUGAUGAUUCCGUUUUUUGCUCUUUCGACCACAAUGAUCCAAUCAACGCAAAGGCGUUCGUCAAUCUAAUUCCAGUUCAAAACAACUUUUUCUCGUUUUUUUCGGUUCGAAAAGUAUCCAAGGCAAUUAACUGCAGAACGAUUCGAUUCGUGUGACCCCUGAGUAAUUGUUUCUUGAAAGGAAAUUGAAUGGGUGGAAAAAAAAAGAGAGAUCUGCACUUGCCUAGCCACUGAGAGAGAAAAAAAGAGGCCUAUUAUGAGUGAUGACGAUGAAGUAAGAAUGAUUGUCAGGAGGGGAAAAAAACAACUGCGAACGGAGGAAAAUGGGUUAUUUUUGCAGGAGAACGACGGCGAAGAUCGGCGGAAAACACGCCGACAAGCGUUCCGCCCGGCUCGGCGUCGCCCCGACUUAGGUACACCCUUCUUCUUGUUUUUUUUUUUCUUUUUGCUGGGACGCACACUGUUAAAUUAGUGGGACCAUUCGUAGUGGCCACUUUAGGGUUUCGGGGUGUUAAUGACCACUAAAACGUAAAAUAGUGGCUUCUGUAGAGGUGGUUUUAGUUGCCUCUCAAGUUGGUCCUUGAGGAACCUCUUAAGUGGUCACUAGAGUUUUUUGCGGUGUAUCUUAAAACGAGAAUAUUGCGCAGGUGAAGGCUUCAUCCAGACGUUUCAGCACUAUUUAAAAAAAAUUCCAGACAAAUCCAAACCGCAAGCUAAAAUAACCUUGCUAGUGGGAAAAGAGAAUUUUUGAGCUUUGAGGGUCAAAUUUGAGUAUGUAAGCUUUGAAAAUAAGUUCAAUAAGUUCAAAAAGAGUUCUUUCAGAUAAUAAAUACUAAAGAACGCUUUUUUGAUCAUAACUUAGUUAUAAAACUAAAUAUUCCUUCUGAAUUUGUGAUGGAUGAUAUUCGAAACUAACUAAAGAAGAUCCAGCUCCCAGAAAGUUUAAGAAAGUUCGAACUUCAUAAAAAGAUAUGUUCAAAAAGUGUGUCUUUACUGACGAAUCAACUUUCGAAACAAUUGUAGGCUUGAAGGAAAUAUUAAGCUUGAUUUUCCAUUCGAAUUCCGGUUUUACAGUGGUUAAGUGCGUUUUGAAGGGUUUUAGGGUUCAAAAAAUGAAGGUAUAAAGUUAAGAAAAGAAUAUUACUAUAGUAAUGAUUUCAAUUUAUUUUUCCAUCGAUACAAGUCAUUUUUCUACUCAAAAUUUGGACCGAAAAUAGCUCUUGAAGAGUAUUUCCUUUUUUUUUCUUCUUCCGCCUAAAUUUGAAUUUUGUUUGCUUCAUCGGCUUGAAGACGAUGAACGUGAAUUUGAAAGAAGAAAAAAAAACGGCUGCGAAUUAUGCAGUGGAUUCUGGCCAGACGGCAAACAAACCGGAAAUCACAUUGAAUUCGUCGGAAAUUUGGCUUAUAAAGUAUAGAGAAAAUUCUUUUUUUAUAGCUCAGGAAAAUAUAUAAAUAUAAUAUAACUUUUUAACCUCGAAGCGUUUUUGUGGACAGACGGGAUUAUGACGGCUCUGACGUCGACUUGAAGGGCUUCUGACCUUUUGAAUAGUUCUGGGAAUAGUCCUUUUAUAUAUUUAAGCGCAUGGGAAACCGAUUUUUGUCAGGUUUCAGCUUUGGGCAGAUAUGGAUUUUGAAAAUUUAGAAAUAUUUAUGAAAAAUGGAUUCAAGAAACAUUUCCAAAGGUUUUCCAGUUCUAUAGCAAAUAAUUUGUUAUUUUUUUCAACUUUAAAUUUCGAUAUUAUUUUUUUCCCAAUGAUCCCUUUUUUUCAAUGAGACUUCAAGAAAAAGGAAGCUUGAAAAAACUCAGAAAUGGCCGAAAUUUGAGAAAAAUGUAAGGGUGCAAGUGCGCUCCAUUGCAAAAAUGAUUGAAAAGUUGUAAAAAAAUUUUUUUCAAAAAAUUUGUGUUUGUGAAGCUUCUUUUCUCAAAUAUUUUUAAAGUGUCUAGCUUUUUUUCUCUUCAUUUCUUUAAAAAAUUAAAGUAACUUUCGGCCCAAAUCCCAAAUCGUUCUUUGAAUCGAUGUGGAAUUUUCCCUUCUAAAAGUUGUUCCCAAGCCGUAUUAUCGCUAUAAUCUCUUCAUCGAGCGUUUUUUUUUCGCCAUAAUCUGGACUGAAGUUUGGUUGAAAUCUUAGCUUCUCCAAUCUCUGUACUUUUUUCGCAGAGAAACUUGAAGUGUUUGCUCUGAAAAGAAGAAAAAUUGCGAAUUUUGAGGAUGUCACAUGAUUCAAACGGAAAAAUAGGUUGAAAACAGAAAAACUUGUUCGCGUUUGGAAUGGAUCGAAGCGUUGCGGUCGCGCUGCGGUCCGAGUUAAGGAAUCGUGGAAGUUUGAGUUUUCGAACGGAUUUUUCUGCUUUUUCCUAGCUUUUGUCGGACUUUCGAUCUAGAAAAAGCGAUCCCAUAAGGAAAGUAAUAUUUUAGCUUUAUCCCAAAUUUUUUCCAAAAAACUCCAAUUUUCGGAGAAGCUCGACGUUCUCAAAACUCCCCAGGCUAAUUGAGUCAUCAAAACCCGUCUCCUUUUUCCAGGAAAUAUGACGUUUCUUCUCGUUUUGAGUGUCUGAGAAAUCCGAUUGACUUGUCUCUUUUUUUUAUUGAACCCCACUUACUUCCUUAUUUGGACCCCUUGCAAUUUUAAUUUGUUGCUUGCCUUUUUGAAUGAAAAGGUGGAGAAAAAAAUACUGAAAAACAGGAAAAGUAUUUAUUCUUUUUUUUCACUUUGUGCUUUAGUCCGUUAACGGUGUAAUUGGAUUCUCAAAAGUCUAUGCACCAUGACGAAUUCCGGGCAGGUGUUUUCUGGAUUACGGUAGAUUAGCACUCGUCAAGCUUCACCUGUUUUAUUAGGAAAAUUGAAGAGAAACGGGAAAAAAAGUGUUGUUAAGUUUAAAGGGAAAAGGUGAUGUUUGGGGCAAAAACCUUCGAAAAAAUCAAAGUCUAUGCGGAUUUCAUUUUUUGUCUUCAAAUUUGUGAAGAAUCGCAAGAAAAGAAGUCAUCCUCACGAGGAAGUCUUCCUUUUUUCAUCCCAGAAGAUGUGUCCAUUCUUUUUAUUAUUAAUAAGGCGUAUCUUUGGAAUACGGACGUUUCACGCGCCUGUUACUGAAUAUUUCAUAAGUCAUCAAAGGGAAAUCUUUUUUGAAUGCGCAAAAAAAAGUACGUGACGUCUUCAACUUGUCUGUCACCAGCAUGGGAAUUCAAUACGCCAGAGAUGCGGCUUUAGUUUCAUUUUUUUUUUCCACAAUAGAUCUCCUCCUUUUGAGGAAUUCGGAGCAAUUGAAAUUGAGAAACGUGGGUUGGAAACCUUCCACUUGAUUUCGUUUCCUCCCGGAGAGAAACGUCUUGGAUUUCCAAGUAAAGAUCUUGUUACUUUGGAGAAAAAUUACGAAGAGUUAUUUACCAGUUCCGGGUGCUUAGAAUGGAUUGUGUGACGUUUCGAGAGAAGGAGAAAAAAAUCUGGAGAGAAAACGGCUUUUUUGGUCAUCUUUUUCGGUGGGAAACGCUUUUUGAAGGAAGAAUGAACUGGAUUUUGAGCAUUUUUUUUUUUGAGAGAUUCGGUUUUUUCAAAGAAAUGGAUUUUCAGCAACAAGUUAUCCGAUUUAAAAAAUACGGUUGUUGAGAAAAUUUUCUUUUCUCAUCCAUUUUUAAAAAACAUAUUUUUACCUGUUGCGGUUUUUUUCAGACUGCCCUUUUUUUCGUACCUCAAUUAGCGAUUUGAACACAGAAAAAAAUUUUUGAAAGUUAAAGAUUCUAAAAAAUUGGAAAAAAAUUUGAGCAUGUGCGCUCCAUUGACAAAUUACGGAAAAGACGGUUUUUCUUCUUUUUUCUCCAGGGAUUCUCAAAUUCGUUAGUUGAAAAUUCCUACUUUUUAGGUCAAUAUUAUUUAACUUUGGGAUCAUUUAACAAAAAGGCCCGCUUACCACUGAAGAUAAGGUUUAUACUCAGUCUUUAGUCCGAAAAAACUUUUUUCCAGACUAAAAUUUAAGAAAAUGUCUUUUCCACAGCUCCUCUUGUCCCAUAGAACUUUUCUAUACGAAUCUCUCGCAUAUGAUCAUACUUUUGACGGCUGAAUAACGGUCUAACUACAUGCUUUUGUGUCGAAAUAAAUCGGAUUUGAUGGGCUCAGCAGCCGGGGAAAAAGGCAGAAAAUGCCCCGCGCGAGAUGAUUCGUUUAAGUCGCAGCGGACGUCAUGGCUUUUGCCCCCGUCCGUGAGAACCAAAUGUUGUUUUUCUUGUUUCGUAUAAGGGAUUUUUUUUUUUGCUUUUUUUCCUGUUUUGCAUUCAAAUUUUCGUAGCUCUUGGGAAUUUUCCGGUUUGCCUCCAAAAAUUAUUUAUAAGCUUUUGAAUACGCCAUCUUUUCAUUGUUUUUGAUGGGAGCAAGAGAGAGAGAAUCUCUGCAAAAAAAUGGGAUGGAAAUCUCAAAAAACAGAAGAAUCAUUCAUUUUUUCUAAGUGUGAAUCACAAGGCGAACUACGUUGUCUCGAUGAAAGGAAGUCUGAAUGGAAUAUUCACGAGGCCUCCCACCGCCAUCUAUUCAAAUUAUUCUUUGAACCGUCUUUCCGCAUUUUUUCCCUCUCGCUCUCUGCAGAAGUUUUUUCCGCAAAGUUGGAGAAAUUUGAGCCGGGACUGGAGUUUUUUGAGGAGUUUCGAGCGGAUUGCUUAAAAGAAUUUCCUAAGUGUCUGAGCACCAGCUGUUCAUAUGAAAUACAGGGAAAAACAUACAAACUGAAAAAAUCAGAAAAAAAAAAUUGGAAGAAAGAGACCGCAACGCACACGCGACGCGUGAGCCAUUCACAAGUGAUAUGGGACAUUUUUUUAAUCUGAAACGAAAAAUGCACGAAAUAGAACCAAAAUAUCCAAAAAUAAUAAUAAUAAAAAGGCGAAGAAGUAUUUUCGAAGCCGCAACGCGCACGCGACGCGUGAGCCAUUCCAAGCGAUAUGAGUCAAUUUUUUUAAAAAUUGAUCGAGUCUAAAUGAUCAGUAUGAAGAGAAAACUUGGUUUGAAAACAAAAAUAAAAAAAAUAAGGUUUUUUAAAAGGCAAGGUACUUUUCUGAACCGCAACGCGCACGCGACGCGUCAGUAAAACUACAAAAUAGCUCUGCUAUUUCAAAAUUUUCCAUAGAAUGUUGCAUCCAGAAGUUACUUUAUCAGAAUUUUUAAAAAGAUAGUCUAGUUAAUUUUUUUUUCUUCAAGUGAUGCCCAUUCGUCAAAAAAAAAAAGCUGGAAUUAAAUUUGGUAAUUUCAGCCCGAACGAAUGGCAAUUUGCAUUCGACCACGUCAUUUGUGAUCCUGAUGGACGGGCGCAAUUCACAAAGUUCCUGCAGUCGGAAUACUCCGAGGAGAAUAUUUUGUUCUGGUGAGUUUCGAUUUUUCCGUCGGACUUUGAACGGAAAAUGAAAUAGACUGACGAAAACUUGGGACUUGUUGGUAUUUCCCCAGGAAGUUAGCUUGGGACUUGACAGUGUUUUUUCCGAGAAGAAGGCUUGGGACUUGACAGUGUUUUUUCCGAGAAGAAGGCUUGGGACUUCAUGGUAUUUUUCCGAGAAGAACGCUUGGGACUUUAUGGUAUUUUCCCAGGAAGAAAGCUUGGGACUUGAGGAAAUAGAGUCUGAAUAUUUCAGAUGUUACCUUCAAGGUACCUUAUCAGUGAUAUGUAUUUUUCUGGUCUUGCCUUUUCACCCUUUUUAUUUCAAAGUUUCAACUGAAGUCCUGGAGUUUGAGGUUUUUUAAGGGAAUUCAUGUGUAUGGCCACGAUUAGAACGUUUAUUCUCAAAUCAAUCGUAAAAACCACAGAAUAUUCUCGAAAAAACAACUUGUAGGUGGGCUGUGGAAGAGCUGAAGGCGGUGUGCAGCAACGAGCCGCGGCCCAAGUUCGAGGCGACUGUCCAGGAAAUGUUCGACACGUUCAUCGCCUCCGAAAGCCCCCUGGCCAUCAAUAUCGACCACGACACGCGCACGGAUAUCAUCGAACGGUGAGGGAUAAGGCAAAAUCCGAAUGGUCGCAUUUGGAAUGGCUUGGAAGAGAUUCAUGAAUUAGGGUUGAGAGAAACUACAUUCAAAAUAAUAAAAUGAGAGUAAAGAUGUGAAAAUACUCUAAACUUGUAAUCCGGGACUUGAAAAUGGUCAGAAAGAGAGAGAGAACUCCCUGAUAUAGAAUAUCAAAAUCCUGUGCCAACCUGCUAAACUUCCUAGUUUUCGAAGGCUCAAAAUAGCCUAUUUUUUGGACGAUUUUUGUCGUUUAUAUCCGAAUUUGAGAAGUGGCUUCUCGAAAAAAUGGGGAAAUGUGGAGGUUAAGAUUUUUAAGAUCUUCCGAUUUUCUUAAUUUUUUGAUCUAAAUGACUAUCCUUGUAAGAAAUUCCUGUCUUACUUAGCUUGAAAUUUUUUUUUCGUCAAAGUCGUUUUGUGGUCGGGCGCAUACCUGAACCAUUCUUCAUGCUCUUAUUUUUUUGUAUUUUUCAUAACGACGGUUUUCUUUCGUUUGUACGGUAGAGCGCAGUUUCUUCGAAAUUCAAAAGGCGAUGAUUUUUCUACCAUAAACGUAGCAUGGACUGCACAUUAGUCGAAAUCAAAAGCUUACUAUCAAAAAAAGUUUUUUUUUGCAAAAAUAUCUGUUUUUUUCAAAUUAAGCAUUGAUCUUUGUCGCUGUAUAACUUUUUUUUCUAUUAGUUUUGCUGACGAAUGAGAUUAUAAAGGAUUACCGUAGAAAGUCAGAAAAAACGAUGUUAUUUUCAGGAAUCGGAAACAAAUUUCCUCUCUUAUAUCUGCUCUAUAGCUAUUUUUGAUGCUUUAUCCAAUCAGAAGUCGUUUCCGAUUAAGUUCUCUCUAAACAUAUCCCUAUUUUGGAACGUCAGGAUUAGGAUAUCAUUGCUUGUAGUUUGCCAAAGGGAAAAACAGCGAAAAUGUUAUAUUUAGUAUUUUUUUUUCGUUUGUAGUUUGGUCUCUUGAGGAGGUACAGCAGAAAGAUGAAAACAAAACAAAAGUAUAAUCAAACAACUUUUUUUCGGAUGUUCUUUCUCAUCUUUUCCGACUUUCAGAGUGGAAAACAAGGAGCCGAGCACUUUCCCCGAGAAUAUCUACGAACGCGCACAAGCUCACGUUUAUCGAUUGAUGGAAAAGGUGAUUUUGGAAUUCAUUGAUCGAUAAAGUCCCGAAAGAAGUUGAGCUUCGUUGAAUGGAGUAUUCAUGGCAUUAAUAAAGUUAGGAGAAAAUUAGUUAAGAGUACCUCCGAAAACAGUGAAGUUCGUUAUUAUGAAACUUUGACAAAAAAUGUUUUUGGAAGUCAGAAAUCGAGAGUAAAGUUGUAACUUUUGAAGAUUUGAUGAUAAAUUUGGAGUUUUCACUUAUUUUCAUGAUAAGAAAGGCAAUUUUAUCGAGGAAAAAUGUCAUUUUUGUGUCUAAAAUUUUUUUCAGCUUUGAAAAAUUGUUGAAAACCGAAGUUUGAAGCCAGAAUUUCUUUAAAAGAUUUCCAGUACCAAAAUCUAGAGUAAAUUGCAUAAAAAAGAGGUUGUUAGAAGAGCGAGAGAUCAGUAGUGAGAUGAAGAGACGCUAGAGAAAAGGGUGAGUUUGCGUUUCUCUGACGUCUCUUCAGGCCCUGUUGGUCUCUCGCUUAUCAAUUUUAUUCCCUCCCCCCUUUAUACUCAACCAGUAGGUGUUUCUUGUUCCAUUAUAUCGAAAAAACUAAGUUCUAGAAAUUUUUGAAAACGGAUUUUUGGCGGUUGUUGUUAAAAAUUUUCGAAUAAUGAAGGCAGUAUUUCUUAUUUUAAAUAUUGAAAAAGGGUAGAUGAAUUUAGAUUAACGAAUUUUUCGUAUUAAGUGUAAAAAAAUCCCUGUGUAAAAAAAUUAAAUAAAGAAAUAUCUAUUUUUCCAGGACUGUUUCUCGCGAUUCGUCCACACGCCGGCCUACAAAGACGUGGCGAAGAAAUUGAGCCUCCCACAGACUUUCCGUUUCAACGGCCGUCUUUCGCCCGCCAGUUGA